Molecule: messenger RNA, 575 nt
Organism: Helianthus annuus (common sunflower)
Lineage: Eukaryota; Viridiplantae; Streptophyta; Magnoliopsida; Asterales; Asteraceae
Product: 60S ribosomal protein L37a
Exons: 5
Coding region: 119-397 (92 amino acids)
Biological process (GO): translation
Cellular component (GO): ribosome
Molecular function (GO): structural constituent of ribosome
Source: RefSeq, a predicted model, not a curated record
AUAAACGCGACCCAUUUCCACCCGCUUUAUAAAAGAAUCUAGGGUUUCCGUUCGUUGUGCCAUCAAAGCGCCGUUCUCUUCAUCUCAGCAACUUGUGUUAUCUUCUCCACCAAUCGAAAUGACAAAGAGGACAAAGAAGGCUGGGAUUGUUGGAAAGUAUGGUACCCGUUAUGGUGCCAGUCUGCGAAAGCAGAUCAAGAAAAUGGAAGUCAGCCAGCACAGCAAGUUUUUCUGUGAAUUUUGCGGAAAGUAUGCGGUGAAGAGGAAAGCUGUUGGAAUUUGGGGUUGCAAGGACUGCGGAAAAGUCAAAGCAGGCGGUGCAUACACAUUGAACACCGCUAGUGCAGUGACAGUUCGGAGCACAAUCCGAAGGCUUAGGGAGCAGACUGAGAGUUAGACACAGUUGGUUUGUUUUGGUGUGAGUUGUAUCUCAAUGUUGAAGUCUUUCCUUACUAUUGUUAGUGUUCUCGGUUUAUUUUGGAUUUUGACAGUUUUGUUGAAUCAAUGAGGAAUUUGAGUAUUUUAUUUGAACUCUUUUUGUGUAAAAUUAUUCAGACAUGAAACGAUUGUGUAUU